AUGAAGUGCAUCAUUGCUGUCGCUACCGUGCUGCUGCUGGCCGUCGGAGCCGCUCAGGCUGACUACGCCGCCAAGGGUUACGGCAAACACGGCGGACAUCACGUGCCGUGCGGAUCGAACCUGCUGUUCAGCUGCGCUCCCAACGUUGCGCACGUGCCCUGCGUCCCUGCCCACGGACACGACCAUCAUGCUCCGGCGCCGGCCUACCACGCACCCGCUCACCACGCGCCCGCCCAUCAUGCCCCGGCCCCGGCUUACCACGCUCCGGCCCAUCACGCUCCGGCCCCGGCUUACCACGCACCGGCACCGGCCUACCACGCACCGGCCCACAAGUACUAA
Anopheles merus is the source of this 339-nucleotide messenger RNA. RefSeq names its product histidine-rich protein PFHRP-II-like. The coding region runs from base 1 to 339 and encodes 112 amino acids. The transcript has a single exon. The record is from RefSeq and is a predicted model, not a curated record. Lineage: Eukaryota; Metazoa; Arthropoda; Insecta; Diptera; Culicidae.